AUGCUUGGUUUGCACUGUCGCACAAGGGCCUUCACGGCCCGUCCGUCCAUGUUCACGAGGCCCCUCUCCUUGAAGCCAAAUUUCGCCAAGUACAAGCUCAUCCCCCAGCCCGCCGGCAAUAUUGUGGGCACUGUCAACGAUGCCUACCAACCACCCAUGGCUGACCACUACGAAGGAGGCUACCACUGGUCGUACGAAAGGGCGAUUUCGGUGGCGUUGGUGCCGUUAGUGAUGACUCCCUUCGUUGCUGGUGUGGACUAUCCCCUCAUAGAUGCCGUGUGCUCCGUGGCGCUCUUGUUCCACUGUCACGUUGGUCUCAAGGCGUGUAUCAUCGAUUAUAUUCCCCAGAGAGUAUAUGGGGUGUGGCACAAGAUUGCCUCGAGGUUGUUGACGUUCGGAACGUUUGUGGGGAUGUAUGGAGCGUAUGUUCUUGAGACUGACAAUAACGGACUCUUUGAUUUGCUCCAGCAUAUGUGGGGCGCCUAG
Molecule: messenger RNA, 486 nt
Organism: Suhomyces tanzawaensis NRRL Y-17324
Lineage: Eukaryota; Fungi; Ascomycota; Pichiomycetes; Serinales; Debaryomycetaceae
Gene: SDH4
Product: Sdh4p
Exons: 1
Coding region: 1-486 (161 amino acids)
Biological process (GO): tricarboxylic acid cycle; mitochondrial electron transport, succinate to ubiquinone
Cellular component (GO): membrane; mitochondrial envelope
Molecular function (GO): ubiquinone binding; heme binding
Source: RefSeq, a predicted model, not a curated record